AUGGCUUCCUUUGAUCCGACAAAUGUCAACCUGAACACAGCCAAUGAAGAAGAUGUGCUGUGCUACCUGGCCAUCUCAGGGAACGACUACAAUGGCCAUCUCGGCGCUCGUAUCUCCUCUAUCUUUGUGAUUCUCUUCGUGUCCUCGGCCUUUACGGUCUUCCCUGUGGUUUCCAAGCGGAUGCCAGGAUGGAGGAUCCCAUACAGUGUGUAUAUCUUCGCGCGGUACUUCGGAACUGGUGUCAUUGUGGCCACGGCUUUCAUCCAUCUACUAGACCCGGCAUACAAGCGAAUUGGCCCCAAGACCUGUGUUGGCCAGUCCGGAUACUGGGCUGAAUAUUCCUGGUGUGCGGCAAUUGUCCUCGCAUCCGUCGUGAUCAUUUUCCUGAUGGAUCUAGCGGCGGAAGUCUACGUUGAACACAAGUACGGCGUGCACAAGGAUGAAGAUGCCACCAAUGCCUUCGUCCAGCAUGAGCACCACCUGGAUGUGCAGCCUGCCCCGGAUACCGAGAAGGAGGUCGUGAAUCCCACCUCUACCGAGAAGCGAGUGGAUGCAUGGGGCUCGGAGGGAGAUUCUACCACGGCCGAGAAGUCUUUCCGCCAGCAGAUAUCUGCAUUCCUGCUUUUAGAAUUUGGUAUCAUCUUCCACUCCGUCAUCAUCGGUCUCAACCUAGGUGUGACAGGCUCAGAGUUCAGCACGCUUUACCCAGUUCUAGUCUUCCACCAAUCUUUUGAAGGUCUGGGAAUUGGUGCUCGCAUGUCUGCUAUCCCUUUCGGAAAGCACACCUGGCUGCCGUGGAUCCUAUGUGCGGCAUACGGCCUGACCACUCCAAUCUCCAUUGCUAUUGGCCUGGGAGUGCGGACCACCUACAACCCUGACUCCAAGGUAUCGUUGAUUAUUCAAGGAGUAUUGAAUGCUGUAUCGGCAGGCAUCUUGAUUUACACUGGUUUGGUGGAGCUUCUUGCUAGAGAUUUCCUCUUUGAUCCGUGCCGGACUAAGCGCCGGUCUCGGCUGUUGUUCAUGGUUGGUUGCACCUUAUUGGGGGCAGGAAUCAUGGCUUUGAUUGGAAAGUGGGCCUAG
Molecule: messenger RNA, 1080 nt
Organism: Penicillium pulvis
Lineage: Eukaryota; Fungi; Ascomycota; Eurotiomycetes; Eurotiales; Aspergillaceae
Gene: zrfA
Product: high-affinity Zn(2+) transporter ZRT1
Exons: 1
Coding region: 1-1080 (359 amino acids)
Biological process (GO): zinc ion import across plasma membrane
Cellular component (GO): plasma membrane
Molecular function (GO): high-affinity zinc transmembrane transporter activity
Source: RefSeq, a predicted model, not a curated record